GUCCUCAUUUCGGUCCCUUAUCUAUUAUUUGUGUUUGUGUCUGUGGCUGUGGCUGUGGCUGUGGUCUCCGAUUUCACAGGCAUGGCCGCCACGCUCUCCCUCCUCAAGCUUCCCCCCACUCUUCCUCCGAAUCACAUCCACCGCUCUAAACUAUUUCCCAUUUGCUGCAACACUCGAAAACCUCAAACGCAGCAUCAGCAGCAGCACCCUCCUCCGAAGUUGCUCCACGACGCAAUUCUCACCCUCAAAUCAGCUUCUCUUCCACUCACCGCACUCGCAUUGCCCUUCUUUCUCGAUCCCCAGAAUGCAGCUGCAGCCGGAGGGGAGUUUGGGAUUCUCGAGGGUAGGUCAUUCGCGUUGAUUCAUCCAAUCGUAAUGAGUGGCCUGUUUUUAUACACGCUGUACGCCGGAUACCUUGGAUGGCAGUGGAGGAGGGUUCGCACUAUACAGGAGGAAAUAAAUCAGCUAAAGAAGCAAGUGCAACCUGCCGCGGUAACGCCUGAUGGCAGCCUACCUCCCGAACCACCGAAACCAUCGCCUGCUGAGCUCAAGAUUCAGCAGCUCACCGAGGAAAGAAAAGACCUGAUCAAGGGAUCAUACAGAGAUAAGCACUUUAAUGCUGGCUCCAUUUUGCUCGGAUUUGGGGUGUUUGAAUCUGUGUUUGGAGGGUUAAACACCUGGUUCAGGACUGGAAAGUUAUUCCCAGGACCCCAUUUAUUUUCCGGUGCAGCAAUUACAGUUCUAUGGGCAGCAGCUGCAGCAUUAGUCCCUGCAAUGCAGAAGGGAAGUGAAACUGCCAGAAAUCUCCACAUUGCGCUCAACGUGUUGAAUGUGACUCUUUUCAUUUGGCAGAUUCCUACUGGAAUUGAGAUUGUCUUCAAGGUUUUUGAAUUCACUCAGUGGCCUUGAAAUCGACUAUUUCCUGUAUUUGGAUUGCUCCUUGUUGUAAGUUAAUUUGUAUCUAAUAAUUUUCUGUCCACUGAUAUAUUCCACAUAGAAGGCAAUGAAAUAUCUAUGUAUAUUCCCUUUAA
This is a messenger RNA of Andrographis paniculata, 1031 nucleotides long. RefSeq lists its product as uncharacterized. The record is from RefSeq and is a predicted model, not a curated record. NCBI's taxonomy places the organism in Eukaryota, Viridiplantae, Streptophyta, Magnoliopsida, Lamiales, Acanthaceae. The transcript has 4 exons. Gene Ontology annotation, cellular component: chloroplast thylakoid. Bases 82 to 909 code for a protein of 275 amino acids.